ACUGUUUCCUUUCUUUUUUCUUACCACCAGCGCUAAAGCUCAAAUUCACACCACAAUAUUUGAACUUAUUCAGGAAAUUUGUGCAAAUUUUGCACCACCAUCGUCCCCACUGAAAAAUGAAUCGAGUCGAAAAAAAAGUAAAUCUUUCCCAGUUCCUGAGGGGAACACCUAUGAAGAGUAUCGGGGCCGGCAUUUACAAAGCGGAUUCAAAAAACGAAACUAUUGGCACUACGCCCCCCGGGGCAUGGCCUUCCUCUAACGUGGGAUUUCUGCUCCAGCGCCUCUGACGAGACAGGAGAAACCGGGACCGACGUUUUACUUCACCAUCCGAUAGAAGCUCAGUGGAUAAGGCGGGAAUCGAACCCGCGUCUCAUAGCAUCAUCGGGAUCGGCAGCCGAAACAAAGCGGAUUCAGUGGCAGUCAAUUAAUCAACUCAAUGUUAACAUGUUAAGGUUAAUGUUAACAUUCCAUACACUGAAAAUACGCCACCCUUUUUUUCCAAGUGCCCAAACACUUGAAUGAUUCAAUUAAUCCGCAUCUUAGAUCUAAUUUGUUUGUGUUUAAAUUUCAAUCCAAUCCAUUAUUAAAUUCAAGUGUUUUGGCGAUUGACUUUUUGGUAUUUUUUGACACCUUAUUUUCAUUUGGGUGGCUCAAACUUUUCAAGUGUUUUGCUCAUGAAUUUUCCCCACUGUGCUGAACUAUUCAAAGUAAUGAGCAAAACACUUGAAAUUGAUCUUGUUUUGAUUUGAAAUCCAGUUUCGCGACAGCUUCGUCGGAAUUUGCUUCGUUUCCUCAUUUGAAAGUUUUGGAGGUCCGGUGUGUUCGUUUUUCGCAGACCGCUUGAGUUCGCUGCCGCCAUGUUCCAGAAAAUUGCCUGCCCGGUUUGUGACCGCGAAGAUGAGCAUCACCAUAAGGCUGUGUCCUCGGGCUCGGGCUCCGUAUGGCCAGCGGAAGGGCUCGGUCUCCCGGGCAGUAGCCAACUUUGAUGAUAAAGUUCCUUUCCGGACCCAUUUGGAAGGAUGCGAAAGAGCUGCAGAUGCCGUACCAGGUAUGCGGUGCCAGUGAUAAACAAGAUUUGGAUGCAUUCAACUCAGGGGCCAUGAUAUGCGUCAUUCGACUGGUCAAGGGACAGUUUGAUUCGAACCACCGCGGUUCUGCAUCAACAAGAAGAUUCCCCAUGGGGCCUCCAUCUCCGCCGGCACCGGUGCUUCACUCGCCGACGCUGAGAAACCUCCCAGGAAGCAGUGGUGGCGAACAAACCGAUCCCGACCAGGAAGAAAAAAAUAACAAAAUUUUUACACGCCAGGUUGAUAGAAAAUAAAAGACAUUUCAUUUCGCAACAUCUUCCUUACAUAAAAACAAA
Molecule: messenger RNA, 1363 nt
Organism: Culex pipiens pallens (northern house mosquito)
Lineage: Eukaryota; Metazoa; Arthropoda; Insecta; Diptera; Culicidae
Product: puff-specific protein Bx42-like
Exons: 2
Coding region: 986-1321 (111 amino acids)
Source: RefSeq, a predicted model, not a curated record